This is a messenger RNA of Rosa rugosa (rugosa rose), 880 nucleotides long. Its product is annotated as proline-rich receptor-like protein kinase PERK1. The transcript has a single exon. Lineage: Eukaryota; Viridiplantae; Streptophyta; Magnoliopsida; Rosales; Rosaceae. The record is from RefSeq and is a predicted model, not a curated record. Bases 100 to 597 code for a protein of 165 amino acids.
CUCUUCUUUCCAAACCGCUACUUCUUCUUCUUCUUCUUCAACUCCAUUUCCUCAGAUCCACAUUUUCUCGAACCUUCUUCUCCUUCUUCUUCUUCAGCAAUGGCGAGCCUCCUCCACUUCUUCCUCCUCGCCUUCCUCCUACUCCAAUUCACUGCUUCUUCCUCUUCACCAACUCCAUCUCCCCAGCCAGAUUCCGAUUCACCAUCUCCCUCCUCCGAUUCACCUUCACCCUCCAAUGCCCCGCGGAUUUCACUCCCGCCCUCUCCCUCCGACGCUCCGGCGAACUCGCCGAAUUCCGCUUCACCUCCUGCCCCGCCGGCCUCCGAUUCUCCCUCGCCGCUCCCGGAUUCCGCUGCCGAUGCUCCCGCGCCGGCGCCGGGUGCCAGCGACGUCAACCACAGCGAUAUCAACACUGACGGAGGACCUAAAACGGCGUCGUCCGACGGAGGGAUGAGUGCGGGGAAGAAGGCCGGGAUCGGACUCGGAGUCAUCGUCGGGGUUGGGUUGGUCGGACUCGGAGCGUUGGUGUACAAGAGGCGCCAGGAUAACAUUCGCAGAUCUCAGUACGGUUACGCCGCCAGGAGAGAGAUGCUCUGAAGAUUCAGUUACAAGGUCACCUGUGAAUUUUUUUUACUGUUGCGGUUAUUAAAUCGUGUAGUAGUUUUUGUUAUUUACUGCGUUUGUUUAGUAUAUGAUUGGUUUGAGGUUUUGGGGAUAUGGUGAAAUUCAAUUCAAUUCGAUUCUUGAUUCUUUGGCGCGUCGGAGGUGGUGGUAGUUAGAUUCUCUUAUUAAUAUACUGAAAUUAGUCAAUAUUAGUCAUUGAUUAUGAUGUAUUUCGUUUUAUUAGUAUAAUAAAUGAUGGGUCUCUUCUACAUUUCGA